AUGGAUUGUACGACAUCAUCAUCGUCGAGUGGCAUGCGCGGUGGCAUAACAACCGUGUCGGUAGCCGUCACAGGUCUGGAUCCGAAGCCGCUCCUCUCAGCAAAGAAGGUCCGUCCCAAACCAGCCUCGCCCAACCGACAAGGCCCGCAGCAGUGUCAAGUGUGCAACAAGAUCUUUGGAAACGCGUCUGCACUGGCAAAGCACAAACUAACACACAGCGACGAGCGGAAGUACGUGUGCAUCACCUGCGCAAAGGCGUUCAAGAGACAAGAUCAUUUAAACGGCCACAUGUUGACGCAUCGCAACAAAAAACCGUAUGAGUGUAAAGCGGACGGAUGCGGCAAGUCAUACUGCGACGCGCGAUCUCUACGCCGACACACCGAAAACCACCACCAACCGCCAGCGGAAAAUAGUGCAACCACCGGGACCCCGAACCCAGAGCGGGAGUCGAACUCGCAGCGCGUGUCGUCCCCCACCUCGCCGGCACGCAACCACCCCCCGCACUCUGAUUCGAGCAACUCGGGGUCGGAGAAAUCGCAUGGUACGAACACGAGCGGUAGCGGGGGCGGGAGUGAUUCUAGUCCGCCGAGCACUCCGCCUGCGCCUGUCGCGCCGGUCGCGCCCGCGCCGCCGCCGCCACAGCCCACGCCGCCCGCCAGACCCAAGGCAACCAAAUCCAGUAAUAAAUCAAGAUCAAACAAUUCGACGCAGCAAGGGAGCCAGAAAUGUGUAAGUGGCAGUAACGCGAGCGCGGUGACGAGCGGAGCGGCGAGCGCGGCAGCGGGAGCCGGCCGCGUCGGCGACGUCAAACAGGUCGAGUGCAACCUCUGCCAUCGCAAGUUCAAGAACAUACCCGCCCUCAACGGGCACAUGCGCUUACAUGGAGGAUAUUUCAAAAAGGAUUCAGACAGUAAAAAAUUAGACAAGAAAGAAGCCACGGGUCCUCCUUUACAAACCGCUUCAGUGUCUGUAAGGGCAUUAAUAGAAGAAAAGAUUAUCAGCAGGCGAGGUGCAGCGUCUUCGACACCUUCUAUAAGCACAAGUACUGAUGCGGUUGCUCCUCGUACGGGGUUUGUCGCCCCGGCACCGCCGCCGCUGUCUUCGAUCCGAACGUCCGUUGCAUCACCCGCAUCGCCAGUUACCACAACACAUUUUGUAUCACCUCGGGCGCCACCCGUAGUCACCGUGGCCACGAAUUUAACUAACACCAUUAAUGUUCAGAGAGAUUCAACGUUAAUAGAGUUGCUGAAAAAAAGCAAUACAAAGGCAGUGAAAAGGUCAGCAUCAGAUCCGGGACAGGCGUCACCACAACAAGAAUUUACGUUUCGUCCAGAAAUAUUUGGAGUGUCGUUUAACUCUGACGAUGGAUAUUUUUCUCCCGCAUUAAAUGAAGAUACUUUCCAAUUUACGACGACACCAGACAAUCUAGAGGAAUUAGCAUCGUUAGAAGACUACGCCACAGUAGCAGCAUCUAUAAGGGAACGGUCGCCGGUCACUUUUCCAUCAAAUAGGCGGCUCGCUGCAGUUCUUAAUUCGCCUUUACCUGAAUCUUUAGCUGAUUUUGGAGCUUGUCAUGGUGGAUCACCAGUGCAUUCUCCUGGUAUAGGAUAUACGGCAAAUUCUCCGGGAUUAUCGUAUACUACUGGAGAUUCUCCAGGACUGGCGUACACAGCUGCUUCCCCUGUGGGUAGUUAUUCAACGCAACCUGAACCAUCGCCCGGUUUAGCCUACCCCACACCUCCAGCGUCACACGAUGCGCAGUCCCCGGCACAUACGGUUCCACGGGCGUCGUCACCACUCUCCGCUGCUUUCUUCACUGCCACAAUGUCUAGUCAAGAAGAGGUAGAGGAAGCGUUAGAAGAAGUAUUACCUGAAGAAUGUAGAUCACUUGAUGCCUAUGCCUUAGAACCUACACCGACUCCGCGUCGUAUUAUGCUUAAUUCAGAGGAUCCCUUAUUAUCGAGCAGUCCACGAGACUUUUCACAUCGUCUCGUGCGUCGGCAUAACCGACCUUCCGUGUCUUCAUUAACGCAUCUGCAGCAAUGGCCUAAUGACUCUUCGCUACAGGUGUGCGUCGAGGGUCGCGACACAGUACCGGCGGUGUUCCUGAGCCCGAGCAGCGUGCCCGCGUCACCGCAACGGCGCAAGCGGCGCGCCUCGCCCGCCGGUCCGUACCGCUCGCGCAUGAGCCGCAUGCGCCGCUCGCACCACUAUACGCCACACCCCAUCUUGCCGCCCGAGAGAGACGGAUCUGGAUUGUUCACUGAACUCUCAGCCGUUUUAGGUCAAUCAUCAUCAGAAAGUGAUGUAUUAUCGCAAUUAGAAGAGCCACGUCUACCUCAAAUCAACAUCGGUCCGGACUAUCAGGCGGAUCUGCCUGAGCUGUGCAACGAUAGAGUCGACCUACAUCGAGCGCCUGAACAGCUUCUAUGGGACCCUGGCAUUAACGAUGCCCUAGAUGAUAAUGAAGUUCGCAUGUUCAUGGAGCUGGCGAUGUGCGCGGCGAUGCCGGUGGGGGGCCACACGCGGGAGUUCGCGCUGCAGACACUGGGCGAGUGCGGCGGGGACAUCCGCGCCGCCACCCUGCGCCUCAUGUCCAGGCCGCCCGCGCCCACCCAGUACGAGUCCCGCUGGACUCCGGACGAAGUGGAGGCCUUCCUAGCGGGACUCGGACACUACGACAAGGAUUUUUAUAGAAUUUCACAACUCGUACGAACAAAAGAUUCCAAACAAUGCAUACAGUUCUACUACUUUUGGAAGAAAGUCACCAAAGACUACAAGACGCUGUACUUACGAAGCUGGAGUAUGGAGCAGCAAGCCUCGCAUGGUUCUGUACUUGUACCGACACAAAGCGCGGCUUCGUGUACCUCAUCGCCAACGUCGUACGAAAGCGAGGAGUUCCCCUGCAAGAUCUGCGGGAAAGUAUUUAACAAAGUUAAAAGUCGUAGCGCACACAUGAAGUCGCACCGGCCACUCGACGCCGAGCCGAAACGGCCUAAACUCGAAAAGCCUUAUGAAAAGGUCGAGAGAUCCGAUGACAGAGCUCACGCGACAGUUGAAUGCCAAAGCAAACCCGCACAGUAACCGACUCGCUGUGUCGCUCUGUGGCCCACUAACGACCGCGAUCAGUACUCAGCGUUCACAACUGCUCAGUACAUAGCGCUCAGUGCUCAGUGUUCAGUGCACAGUACUCAGUGCUCAGUACACAGUGCUCAGUACUCGACACACGCCACGCCACACUCGCGCACUGCCACCCCACCCACACUACACAUGAGUGACCCGCUCCGACUCGGAUAAAAUGCUGAAUCAUUUAAGCAUUUACUAUUAAUACACGAUAGAUAAAUUAUAGAAUAAAUUAAAAGUGAUCUAGGAUGAGAACGACGUAGUGACUAGUACAUAGAAGAGUAUAGCUUUCGGGUAAAAUGGAUUAAACUACGUAUGUAAUAUAUUUCGUAAUUCUCGUAAACGCUAAGCUUGAAGAGAGCUCAUAAAAUAUUUUGUAUAACGAUUGAUACGUAGAUAGAUAGUUCUUCGUAAAGUUUUUAUAUGACAGACUUCUUAAUGUGACUUGCAAGUGUGAUGUUGUAAAUAAAAGUAAAACACUAAAAAGUUGUUGAUGCGACGCCGCGGUCUCGGUCGAGGCGGAGCUCUAUCCGAGAGGAAUAUUGAUCUAUAUAAGUAUUACAACUAUAUUUAUUACGUGUGAUACAUAAGUCGUGUAGUAACUACACUACCUCGUUCUAUUUAACGUUUGAUUUCGUCACGAGCACAGCUCGAUGUUACAUUUGCUUGUUUGCUCAUUUCGUUGUUAUUUUUAGUUAUUGUUUUAAUUUUUAUUUUUCUAGUCGUUUUAGACAAAUAUUUUCUUUCGCACCACGUAUUUCAAUCGUUAUAUUUUUUGCAUAGUUUUAAUGUUAAGACAUGGGAACUCAAUGCAGCAUCCGUACCUACUAGUCACAUAUCGAUGUUCAUUGUACAGCACUACGUUAGACAAAUAUGACCCAGAUGAUGUGUCACUUCCAACAUGCAAGUGGACAGUUAGAAUUACGAAAAUAAAUUUCCUAAAGAGUUAGGCGGAACAAAGUGAUUACAAAGAACCAAAAACAACGUGGCUUUCUGAACAAAUCCACUUGAGAUUGGAAACACAUACAUCGAAGGGAAAACAGAGAGGAGGGAUAUUUUUUUACACAAAUAUUACGAAUGCUCAAAUGUUCUAUAUUUUAUGUUGGUAAUAUUAUUAUCUUGUUCCUUGUUAAUCGUUCUGAAUGAUGCUAUUGUUUGAUAUUUCGAUUGUAUAGUUAAUUAUGUAAAUGUACGUUUUCUUUGUAUCGAUGUUAAGUAAAUGUAUGUACUUAGGUACACACUGAACGUACGUGUUGUGAUAUGUGUAUGCGUGAGAUACUGUUUCUAUGUGAUCUGGUUAUCAUUUGAAGGUACAAAAUGAGUAAUAACAACUAUUGCUCAAAAUUGUAUUUGCGAGUAUGCUGUAUUUACUUCGCUGUACCCCAAAAUUAAAUACUGCUCUCACGAAUAACAAAUAUUUUGUGGUUGUGAUGUUUAGUCUACUGGUUUGUCGUUUUCGAUACUUCUAAUAUUUAUUUAAUUUUGGGGCAGAAUUCCUCGUAAAAGACAUGUUAACAUUUUAAAAUAUCCUUUAUUUAAAUACUGUUAUUAACAAAAUCCCUCUUAAGGCUUAACAUAAUGCAGAGCGUGUGACGCAACCAGUAUUAUAAAUGUGGCUCUACAUAAAUUAUUUAUCUAAAUGUCUUUGUCGAGCUACGGUUUUGUCGUGUCGCACUGAUUACAAAUGAUUAUAAUUAAUGUUUAGUACAAACCAACUGCCAAAUCUCUGUUGUGAGUUCGUUCUCAGCGCGACAUGGCGCAACAUCCGCGCUUCGCGGACGACCGACUCUACACUAUUUUUUAGUUUAACUAGCAGACAAUGUAAACAAACUGUCGUGCUAUAUUUAAAAAAAUGUCUAGUUUUUGUGUAAUUUUAAAACAAAUGUGCCAAUUAGUAAAAAGGAAUUGAAAUUGAUAUAGAUUAAUCAUCGCUGAUAAAGCCAAGCUAAAAGCUCAUGGCGAGGUAUUGAGUAACACUUGUUUACAUUGUCUGGGAGACUUAUUGGAGAAUACUCUAUCAGAUAUAAUUAUUUUGUCUAUAUUUGCUGACGAUUCGUUUUCCUUCCACGAGUACCUGAACAUACUUGCACCAAAGUACGACGCAAAGAUUUUAUUUGAACUCGACGUGCCACGGUACUACAUAGAUAUUAAUAUUUAUAAGAUUGAAUGUAACGCAUCUAUUUGUACAUCACUAACUUGUGUGAUUAUUUGGUUGUGUUCUAUUUUAACAACGUAGUCAAAUUUUCUAAUGGUAAAAUGUUGAUUCUAUUUCUAUAAUUACUUUCUAACUCGAAAUGCCAAAAGCUAUUUGCGUCUAGUGAAAUGCGCGAUAAGCGUUAGAAAAAUAUGUUAUUAGGAACUGGUAUAAUAGAAAAUCUUAGAGGUGUCAUUGUUUUAGACUAAGAGGAUGCUAUUGAAACCCCAUUUGUGAAAGUGUUUCGCAAAGUUACGAAUGAUGUGCCAUUUAUUUUUAUUAAAUAUGGAAUUGUGUAGUAACAGGACACUCCGGCGUAGGUCAAUUUAUCGUUUGUCGAAUCUGAGGGCGUACAAUUAUUUUCAUAAAAUAAGAAUAAUGGACUAGCUCGUAAAACAUACUACUUACCUUGUAAAUACUGAAUAUUUUUUCAUGUUAAAUUAACUGUACCGAAGAUAGUCCUACGUUAAAAUUACGAUUUGAAGACAAAUCCCUCCAGAAAUAAUUUUUAACAAUACUAUUAGCAAUUAAGACUGAAAGGUACUCUCUAAAGUCUUUGAAUUUGAUUGUUUAUGCAAGUGGUAGAAUUGGUUCGGUCUUCGUUCAUUCGUGAUGUGUUCUGCUUGUGUUGGUGUCACGUUGCCAUUAACCCAUUCCACGUGCCAAACCAUCAUACUAGUCAGGGUAUAGCUUUAUAGAUUAUGCCCUUAAUUUAUUUAACCAAUUUAUUACGUAGCGUGAGAUCGAUGUUUAGAUCGCGGCCAACUUAGAUACCAUUAGUGUUAUGUCGCUGUAUUCGAUAGUAUAUGCAUCAUGCACACAAAUGCUAAAUGUAAAAUUAUAACAUAAGAGCGAAGAUAUUACAAACUGAUUUCAACUUAAAUAUAGAAGUGCCUUACAAUUUAAUUUUUAUACUAUCUUUAUUUUUAUUUAUUUAAUCAAAGCACUGGGUAUUUGCAUUUAUUGAAUGGCACUGGCCCACUGCACGCUCUGGCACCGCAGAGCGAUACGCUCAGUGGGCCGUGUCGAAGUUUCAUCGUUAUCUAUUUACGUUUUUUUUACAUAAAUAAAUCUAUAUUAGAGAGUAAAAAUCUAGAAGCUUGCAAAUAUUAGAAAUUCAGAAAUGUUAUUUUAGAUAAUUUAGUUUAUCGAAUAAUAUAAACAGCAACAAGAGAAUAAUCAUUUAUAACAAUAACUACGUGUCAAUUGUUCGAAGUGUAACGUAUUAUGUGAACAUAAAGUAUAAAAUCAAAUUGUAGCGACGUAAACAAAUCCAACCGAAUACAGCAUUGUAAAUUAAAUCAACCAUAUAUCUAUAAAGUGUUACUGUUUCUUAAUUUAUUUUCGCUUUACUACAUGAACGUCCUUACCUAAUUCUUAUUUAUGUAAUAAUAGCCCGAAAUGGCACUCUAGUGUAAAUGUAAGUACUUCUGUAUUUGUGUCAACACAUAAAAAUGUUAUAGUAUUAAUAUUUUGUAAGUCUAAAUGGAUACUAUAUUCUUCUAAUUUUGUAUCGAAUAAAGUAUGCAAUUGGUGCGUAUGCGCGUACGUCCGUCGCGACUGGCGCGUCAGGCGUGCGUACAGUAUAUCGCAAGACCGCACGCGCAUGCGCGCCGCUUCACCUCGGUGUACUUACGUACCUAAUACGUACUAAACCUGUACAUAACUGUAGUCGGUUAACUGAAACGUGCCAAAUGCACGAUAAUUGAUAUUACACUCUGUGUUGUGAUUUUGAACGUUCUGUACAUUACAAAAAUCUUUAAAGUACUAUGGGAAAAAUUUGUAGACACCUUUUUAGAUUAGCACAAUUCUUCGCGUAGACACACUAGGCCAAAGUUUAAUAAGCAUUUAGAUUUAACAUUGGAGUAGGUAAUCAUUAAAAGAUGUAAGUGUACUAGGUAUAUAGAAAGAUUCAUUGUUAUAUUCAAUCAAUGUGAUGAUUCGUAUGAGCAACGACUAAACUCGAGUCCUGUCCCCUGCGCCGCUGGGCGACUCUUCACAACUUCGCAUAUCCUUGAAACAAUAAGUAAUAAAAUUAAACUCUAUUAUAUAUAUACUGAUAAAUUUAUUAGGGUAACUAAUUUUUUAAGACAAUGACUAUUACGUGAUCUUUUAGAUUGUCUUUAUUAAUAAAUAUAUGGUGAAGGUUUUGUCAA
Messenger RNA from Manduca sexta (tobacco hornworm), 7473 nucleotides. RefSeq lists its product as uncharacterized. The record is from RefSeq and is a predicted model, not a curated record. Lineage: Eukaryota; Metazoa; Arthropoda; Insecta; Lepidoptera; Sphingidae. Bases 1 to 3084 code for a protein of 1027 amino acids. The transcript has 17 exons. Gene Ontology annotation, molecular function: transcription corepressor activity. Gene Ontology annotation, biological process: regulation of transcription by RNA polymerase II; negative regulation of DNA-templated transcription. Gene Ontology annotation, cellular component: histone deacetylase complex; transcription regulator complex.